Molecule: messenger RNA, 1092 nt
Organism: Echinostoma caproni
Lineage: Eukaryota; Metazoa; Platyhelminthes; Trematoda; Plagiorchiida; Echinostomatidae
Source: the annotation of a GenBank genome assembly
AUGGCUCAUCCUAUCAUUGAUAGCAAGUUAGACGAAUCGAUGCCCACAGCAUUACUAAUGCGAAAGCAUGCUGCAUUUCUGGCUGCUUAUGAGAAGAAAGACGACUGCACAUUGGAUUAUCUAAAACUUUCCGGGAUAUUUUGGACAAUUACUGCACUGGAUCUGAUGAACGAAUUAGAUAAGAUUGAUAAGGACCGAGUAGUCGAUUUGGUCUUAUCUUGUCAACAGUCCGACGGAGGUUUAUCACCCGCCCCUGGACAUGAUUCACACUUACUGUCUACUCUGAGUGGAAUUCAAAUCCUGGCACUUUUCGAUUGUGUACAUAAAUUGGAUCGUGAUGCCGUAGUUCGCUUUAUUUUGAGUCUGCAGCAACCGGAUGGCAGCUUUUGUGGUGACGAAUGGGGGGAAAUCGAUACUCGAUUCGCAUUUUGUGCACUCGCUUCACUCAAAUUGCUUGGCCGAUUAGAUGAGUGUGUGCGUUCCGGUCGACUGAAUGCCGAGGAAUGCGCCGUCUAUUUGGAACGUUGUCAAAAUUUGGAUGGUGGAUUCGGAACACAACCGGGAAGUGAAUCACACGCCGGACAAGCUUAUUGUGUCCUCGGGGCACUAUCUUUAUUGCNUUUGCGUCGCCUCAAUUUGGAACGAGCAGCCUGGUGGUUGGCCGAGCGCCAGUUACCUAGCGGUGGGUUGAACGGUCGUCCGGAAAAGAAACCGGACGUUUGUUAUUCGUGGUGGGCUUUGGCCAGUUUAACCAUUCUGGGUCGUCUGACGUGGAUCGAUGAUCGUAAACUGACCCGCUUUAUUUUGGCUGCUCAGGAUGCGGAAACCGGUGGUAUUGCUGACCGUCCCGGGGACAUACCCGACCCGUUCCAUACCUUGUUCGGUCUGGCUGGCCUCUCCCUGAUUGCCCAAGCCGGGCGAGAUUCCGGGACCCUGGAAACUGUGCAUGGUAAUGGCUCCAUUCACGAGCAAGAUGCAAUCACUACUGCCCUACUGGAGAUCAAGGUCCGUUUGAAACCGAUCAACCCGGUCUUUUGUAUGCCCCAAUAUGUUAUUGAUCGGAUGCAUUUGGACAUGCAAUUGAUCGAAUAA